AUGUCUUUCUCUGCCUGUCUCAGCCGCUUGUAUCUCUCUCUGCCCGUUUCAGUCUCAGUGAGUCCCUCUUCCAGGCUCGGUCUCUCAGUGAGUCCCUCUUCCAGGCUCAGUGAGUCCCUCUUCGGUCGGUCUCUCAGUCCCUCUUCCAGGCUCGGUCUCUCAGUGAGUCCCUCUUCCAGGCUCGGUCUCUCAGUGAGUCCCUCUUCCAGGCUCAGUCUCUCAGUUAGUCCCUCUUCCAGGCUCAGUCUCUCAGUUAGUCCCUCUUCCAGGCUCAGUCUCUCAGCUCAGUCUCUCCGGAGUCCCUCUUCCAGGCUCAGUCUCUCCGUGAGUCCCUCUUCCAGGCUCAGUCUCUCAGUUAGUCCCCCUUCCAGGCUCGGUCUCUCAGUGAGUCCCCCUUCCGGGCUCAGUCUCUCAGUGAGUCCCUCUUCCGGGCUCGGUCUCUCAGUGCGUCCCCCUUCCGGGCUCGGCCUCUCAGUGCGUCCCCCUUCCGGGCUCGGCCUCUCAGGGAGUCCCCCUUCCUGCCUCGGUCUCUCAGUGAGUCCCUCUUCCUACCUCAGUCUCUCCAUAUACUUAACUACCAAACUACCUACCAGCAAUAUCCCAUUUAAUGAAUUCACUAUUUAUUAA
Messenger RNA from Acanthosepion pharaonis, 627 nucleotides. Lineage: Eukaryota; Metazoa; Mollusca; Cephalopoda; Sepiida; Sepiidae. The record is from the annotation of a GenBank genome assembly.